This is a messenger RNA of Rhizoctonia solani, 2451 nucleotides long. Its product is annotated as Gpi16 subunit, GPI transamidase component. Gene Ontology annotation, cellular component: GPI-anchor transamidase complex. The record is from RefSeq and is a predicted model, not a curated record. NCBI's taxonomy places the organism in Eukaryota, Fungi, Basidiomycota, Agaricomycetes, Cantharellales, Ceratobasidiaceae. Gene Ontology annotation, molecular function: prephenate dehydratase activity. Bases 1 to 2451 code for a protein of 816 amino acids. The transcript is spliced from 13 exons. Gene Ontology annotation, biological process: attachment of GPI anchor to protein; L-phenylalanine biosynthetic process.
AUGUCAGCCACUCCACCUUCCAUGCAGCUCUGGCCAUUGCUGGCGAUAUUCGCGUCAUUUUUUGAAUUUUUGACCGUGUUGAAGGACGUUCCAAGGCGGCCCGACACGUUGAGUAUUGAGGAUUCGUCGCAACAUUACACUGUCGUGCCCCUUGCUCUGGGCCAAAUAUUACGAGAAUAUUCCGUUACAGAGCUCCAUCUUUCACUCAACGCCGGAAAGUGGAAUUACAAAACAUGGGGUGUGCCUCUGGUACCAAGUGUUGCUUCUGGAGCAGAGCUUUGGGCGUGGAUGGGUCAUACCCACAACGAGACUACCGAGGCAAUUGACGCACGAUGGCACGGCCUCACCAAUGCACUUGCUGGACUAUUUUGCGCGUCUCUCGGAUCUAUGGAUGCACGUCGCACGAUCACUCCAGAAGUUGCUUUUCGGCCAGAAGGCGAUUUGCCUAGAGACUAUCCUCACAGUCUAAGAUACGCGGCCAUGCCAUCCGAAAAUGUGUGCACCGAAAACCUUACCCCCUUUGUUAAGCUUCUCCCAUGCAAGGCUCACGCCGGAAUAGCUUCGCUUCUCAACCCUCACCGCCUGUUCGAUGCUGACUGGCAUGGCAUGAGCAUUACCGUUCGGUGGUUGGAGAAUACCGGUAUCGAAUUACGAUUAGGGUUUGGUGCGAUCAUGGAUCCCGUCAGAUUAAACUGGUCGUUCCAAUCCCUCUUUGGACGGGGAUUGCACAAGUCAUGCCUCAUUGCGUCAAAGAGCAAGGUGCUUGUUGGAAUGGGGCCCACAAGUGAAGGUUCCGCACUUCUUCCGUAUGGGCAUAAGCUCCUUAAAAUGAGCGAUACCAGGAGUUUGGCCGUAUACGAUGUCAGUCAUAACAAAGAAGAGUUCCAGUUGUCGCAGCAGUGGGUAGAUGAAAAAGUGUUUUCCUACGGACCCGUGUCACCACAAUUGCCUAUCACCGUGCGUCGCGUGCUGACCGGCGCUGAACAAACACAUGGUGGCCUCCUCCUGAGCAUUACCAAUGAAGGGAAUACAGAAUUUACCACCGCCUGGCUGGAAACCAUGCCUUGGUUUAUUCAGUUCUUCCUCCACACAUUGGAGCUUCGCGUAGAUGGCCAAAAACGAGGCGAUACGCUCCAGGUGACGGUAUCGUUCCGUAAGGCAUUCAUCCUAUACACGGAACAUCCACCGGAUGCGCACCGUGGAUGGGACCUUCCAGCUGCUGUUAUUACCCCUCUUUGUGCGGAAGCUGAUUCGAAAACUAUGGAGCUAACACAUCGUUAUGGUCUGGGCCUUGUAGACACGUGCGGUACGCGCCUAUAUACCUCGACACUUUUGGUGGACCUCGCUACUCCGGACUUUAGCAUGCCUUACAAUGUGAUCAUCAUGACCAGCACGGUUGUCGCAUUAUUCUUUGGUAGCAUCUUCAACCUAUUGACUAGAAAGUUUGUGAUUUCAGACGGCCCUCGAUCAGUUUAUAGAACUACCAUCGCUCUUAUGAAGUCCGAACAACUCCGAGUCGCAUAUCUAGGUCCCCAAGGGACUUAUUCACACCAGGCAGCAGCCGCUGCGUUCAAAAACGCCCCAGCGACGUUCCUAUCUUGCAAAACCAUCAGUCAUACCUUUGAAGCCGUUUGUGAAGACCGGGUUGAGUUUUCGUGCAUUCCGCUCGAAAAUAGUCUGCACGGAAGUGUGAUCGAGACUCUGGACCUUUUGAGGGUGGAUCGACCGCUCGAACGCGCUGUUAGUAUCACCUCGGAGUUUACCAUCGGGAUCGAGCACUGUUUAAUAGCGUGCCGCGGCGUUCGAAUAGAAGAAAUUACGAGGGUGCUUAGCCAUGAGCAGGCUCUAGGACAGUGUCAUGAUUUUUUAUCGACGCAUCUUCCCAAUGUCGCACAAGUACGAACUGCUUCGACCGCCUCGGCUGCAGAGCACCUAUUAGAACUCUCAGCAAAGGGGGACUCUUUGGCCCGUUGUUCCGCGGCAAUUUGCUCGCGGAUUUGUGUUGAUAUGCACAAGGAGCUUGAACUAGUCCAGAAUGGCAUACAAGACGGAGAAAUUAAUUUUACUAGAUUCAUCAUACUUUCCAAGAUACCCCUUCCUGCGCAAAUCCGGCUCCCGACCCUGCAACGAGCACUCCUCCGAUGCAUAUUGCCACCCGUCAAUAAAUCCAACGUAUCCAACCCAACAGUAACAUUAAGCUCCAUCAUUAGAUCUAUCCCGAGUGAUAUUCAAGUGCUCCGAGUCGACCGAAGACCCUCGCUCUGCAAAACACCAUUCCACGAUUGUGCUUUCUUAGAGGUCGUGUGCCAACCCCCGCUUUCAGCCGGUGACCACGGUCCAGACACCAUCAGUCAAUUGUGGAGAGAUAAGGUUGCAACAGGGGUGAAAGACGUCAAUAGUCAAGUCCAUGGAGGUGAUCUACCUUGUUGCCGUAUCUUGGGUGCAUGGUAA